UUCAACAUGGCACUCAGAACUCUCUCUGCCAAAAGCGCGGCGGCGCUGGACCAGGACCUCAUGUCGUCUGGAGCGUUCUCUCUCGAUCAGCUCAUGGAGCUUGCUGGUCUCUCGGUAUCACAAGCAGUGUUCAAGCUACAACCCCUCAGCAAGGGCAACCGCAUCCUCGUCGCAUGUGGUCCCGGGAACAACGGCGGCGAUGGUCUUGUUGCGGCUCGCCAUCUCUUCCACUAUGGCUACCAGCCCACCAUCUACUAUCCAAAGCAAGGCAAAAAUGACCUUUACCAGCGACUGAAAAAGCAACUGGAAGAUCUCAAAGUGCCGUUCACCGAUGACUUCACAGGUGCUCUGAAACAGACCGAUCAUAUUGUGGACGCCAUCUUCGGGUUCAGUUUUUCUGGCCAAGUGCGCGAGCCUUUCCCCAAAGCCAUUGAAGCAUUGGCAUCCACAUCCAUCCCUGUGCUGUCGGUCGAUGCGCCAUCAUCCUGGGAUAUUGAAGAGGGCCCGCGAGACUCGGGGCCAGGAAAGGGCUUCAUGCCACCCGCGCUCAUCAGCCUGACAGCACCAAAACCCCUUGUCAACAAGUUCACUGGCCGGCAUUUCCUUGGUGGAAGGUUCUUAAGCCCAGAGAUGGCAGAAAAGUACAAUCUUGAUAUCCCCAAGUAUGAAGGGUUGGACCAAGUUGUUGAAGUACCAGCUGGAGGCGGCAAGUUGUGAGAGGAUUGUCAUCUGUGAUGCAGAGUAGUUUUUUUUGGUCUCAAAUAAAGCUUAAUACUCGGGACUUAUCCCGC
Exserohilum turcica Et28A is the source of this 791-nucleotide messenger RNA. RefSeq lists its product as uncharacterized. Gene Ontology annotation, cellular component: mitochondrion. Gene Ontology annotation, molecular function: NAD(P)HX epimerase activity. The coding region runs from base 7 to 717 and encodes 236 amino acids. The record is from RefSeq and is a predicted model, not a curated record. The transcript is spliced from 4 exons. NCBI's taxonomy places the organism in Eukaryota, Fungi, Ascomycota, Dothideomycetes, Pleosporales, Pleosporaceae.